Pseudo-nitzschia multistriata is the source of this 2618-nucleotide messenger RNA. The record is from the annotation of a GenBank genome assembly. NCBI's taxonomy places the organism in Eukaryota, Bacillariophyta, Bacillariophyceae, Bacillariales, Bacillariaceae.
AACAAAAAUAAUACCGUGUGGGUACAGCAGUACCAGGUACUGUACGCAAUGAUCGUGAUUGUGUUUCAUGAGAAGGCGAAGCCUGCAGCCAACAAAAAUCUGGAAGCCACGGAACGGAAUUUGUUUUGCUCCGGUUAGUUGGCACGGUUCGUGCCUGAUACGUACGGUACGGGGUACGUACGUACCGUACGGUAUCCGGUUCGUACACGAUACGCGACUUUCAUGGGAUGGCAAAAUACGAGAUACGGUACUACCCGUACUACGAGUUGUUGCGUUUCAAGAGAGACAGAGAUAUCCACAGCGUCCUGCCUUCCAAAGACACCCCCGCGAUCGACGGAAACCAGCACCGAACCAGAAGUCCCCCUCACCACAAGCCCCUCACCCGAAAAAAAUCGAAUCGAAUCGAAUCGAAUCGAAGCUUCCACCAAGCGCAGAGCAGAGCAGAGCAAAGCAAAACAAGCACAUCUUUCACGCAGACCGCGAGGCAAACCACGACACACGAGACGACACGAGACGACACGAGACGACACACCAUGCCCCUCAUUGCCCGGAUCGCGGACUCCCUGGACUGGCCCGAAAGCCAGCCCGAAACCGUGGCCGUCGAGUGCGCGGGCCAAAAGUUCGUCGGAUUUUACGGAAUGCUCCGGGACGAGGAGAAAGCCUGGGCCUCGCACCUUGCGGAGCUCGAGGGUGGGGGGAGCUCGUCCCUCGAGGACCAAGGGGAGGCCUCCCCCUCGCAGGAUUCCGUCCCCUCCGUCGACUUGUUUUCCCUCUCGGAGCAAGAACUGGAGGACAUCGACUUCUACUCCGUCCUGCAGCUCCCGUGCCUCCCCUCGAUCACCCCCGAGGACGUCAAAAAGGCCUACCGGAAGUCCUGCCUCAAAUACCACCCGGACAAAUCGGGCCGGGGGGAGGAAGACGCCGUCUUUCUCAAGGUGAAAGCCGCCUUCGAGACGCUCUCUACCCAGAAGAAAGCCUACGACUCGACCGAGAUGCCCUUUGACGACUCGAUCCCGUCGGACGGGAAAAUUGCCUCGGAGGACUUCUUUGGGCUCUUCGGGCCCGUCUUUGAGCGGAACCUGCACUUCGACGCGAGGCUGCUGGGCAAGAACGCCGGGGGGAGUGGCAGGCGGAACAACCGGCGAAAGAGCGGCUCGGCGAGGAACCUCCGCGGCGCCAGGGGCCCCCCUUCCCUCGGCGACGAAACCACUCCCAUCGAGGAGGUCCACGAGUUCUACGACUACUGGAUCCACUUCGAGAGCUGGAGGGACUUUGGCCUGAAAGCGGCCCGCGAGCUCGAGACCCAGGAGCAUCUGGAGAACGCCGAGUCGAGAUACGAAAAGCGGUGGUUCCAGAAGGAAAUCGACCGGGCGGCCAAGAAGCUCAAACAGGCCGAGGUGGCCCGCAUAAGCACGCUCGUGGAGAAGGCCAUGGCGGCGGAUCCGAGGAUGAUCCGGGAAAAGAAGCGGCUCAUCGAGGAAAAGGAAAAGAAGCAGCGCGACAGACAGCAGGCGGCCCUGGACAAGAUCGAGGCCGAGAAACAGGCCAGGCUCGCCGAGCUGCAGAAAGCGGAGGAGGAAAAGAAGCGAAAGGCCGGGGAAAAGAUGGCCCGGGAGCAGGAAAAGAAGAAGCUCCGCAAGGCGAAGCAGGCCUUUCGGAAGCUCGUCGCCGCCGCUCUCGAGGAACUGUCGGAGAAGGAGCACGCCCUGGAGGACGAGGUGGACCUGAUCUGCGCGGAGCUGGACCGGAACGAGCUCACGAACCUCAACGAAAGACUCGAUUCCCUGCCGGCAACCGAGGUGGUUGCGACCGUUCGGAAGCGCUGCGAGGCGAUCCGAAACGGGACCCAUUGCGAAGAAGACGGGGGGGCUGCCGAAGCGGUGGCCGGCGGGGGAGGCACCUCCCAUGCGCCCGCAUCCGGGGCCAACGGAUCCCUUGCGUCCGGCGGUGGGGCUGCGGCGGCACCAGGAAAAGAACAAGCGGCGGGAACCGAGGCGGCACCGGCCGCCGCGAAACCCACCAAGAAAAAAGCCGUCGCCUUUACCAAGGAGGAGCUGGCGGCCCUGGCCAAGGCCGUCAAGAAAUUUCCGGCGGGCGGAAACCGGUGGGACCUCAUCUCGAACUACAUCAACAACGUCUGCCGGCCGGAAAUCCCCCGGAGCAAGGAGGAGUGCAUCGAGGUGUUCAACCGCAAGCCGGCGAAGAACAAACCGGGAAAGAUGGCACCAGUACCGGCCUCCGCUGCGUCGGCGGGCGAAACCCCCGCGCCCUGCUGGACGGUGGAACAGGACCGGCAGCUCCAGGCGGGCCUGUCGGCCUACCCCUCGAGCAUGGAAAAGAACGAGCGCUGGAGCAGCAUCGCGGGAGGGGUCCGGGGCAAGUCCAAAAAGGAAUGCGUGGCGCGCUUCAAGGAGAUUCGGAACGCCCUCAAGGCCAAAAAGUAGCGCACUUGGGGGUAGCAGCGGGGCACCCAGCGAGGUGCUUUGUGACCUUCCAGAGAUGGUUGGCAAUUCAUCCAAGGACUAACUAGUUCCACCAUCUAAGUUUAUUGACGAAAACGAUGCAUCGUGCCUCUCUCUUUAGUUUUAGAACGUAACCAAUCAAUGAAAAUAUAGUGC